AUGCCAGCUCCGACUCUGGCUGGUCCAAGCCCGGCAGAUGUCGUCCAUAGAUUGCAUCUCGAAGGACUGUCGAAGAAGACGCUCUCAAAGAACGCCGGGUCCUCGCUGCCAGAUGGAUUCUACCACUCGCCGGCGAUCCAUCAGCUGGAGCGGCGGGCCAUCUUCUCGAAACGAUGGUUCCUGGUGUCGCACGAGGCUCGCUAUCGCAACGUCGGCGACUACGUGCAGUAUGAGAUGGCCGGUUUCAACUUUGUGGUCGUCAGGAACAAGACAGGAGAGAUAGUCGGAUUCCACAACAUCUGCAGACACCGUGCCUUUCCGAUCGUGCAAGAAACGAGUGGCACAGCAAAGAUCUUCUCCUGCAAAUACCACGGCUGGUCCUACGACCUCAACGGAAAGCUGACCAAAGCCCCUCGCUUCACUCCAGAGUCCGUCUCCGAUUUCGAUUCUGCGAACAUCCAGCUCUUUCCCAUCCACGUCCACGUGGACAGAAACGGCUUUGUAUACGCCAAUCUGGACGCCCGACCCGAACCUGAGAUCACAUGGAAAGCACAGUACGGGGGCCUUGAUGAGCAAGACGUGCUCACGCACUCCGGCAUCGACUGGGACGCCGUGGAGUACGACUUCACCUGGACCAAAGAAGGGAAAUUCAACUGGAAACUCAUGCAAGACAACUACAACGAGUGCUACCACUGCCUCACAGCGCACCUGUCGGUCGCCAAAACAACAGCCCUGGACACAUACUACGUCGUCCCCGCCACCCCCAGCAACUACAUCUCGCACUUCAGCGAACCGAAAGCCGCCGUGUUCUCGACCAGCCAAUUCGACGCCACCCGCUUCGCCGGCCGUUCCGCCACGCAUGUCUUCCCCGUCGGCCAUUUCAGCCCCAACCCCGGCACGGGCUUCAUGCACCUGAUGCGCAGCGUCCCCACCUCGGCGACGACAACGAGGCAGGAAUACGACGUCUACCGUCUCAACACGCCCCACGCGACGCCCGAGGCCCAUGCAAGAAUGACCGCCUUUUACCAGAACGUCGUGGACGAAGACUUUGCCCUCUGUGAGGCGGUCCAGAGGAAUCUCGAGCGUGGGGUGUUUGACGGAGGCGCACUGCAUCCGUUCCACGAGGAGGGCGUGAUGGCGUUUCAGGAGAUGAUUGUCAAGGUUCUCGGAGAGCAGGUCGAGAUGGAGGAGGAGGCUGGUCAGGAAAUCUGGGCGGCCAGGCCAGGUCCACGAAGGCAGAGCGACGGGGUGAAACCCGGGCAUGCGGCCACAAGUCUCUGCGAAAGGAUACUAGGGUCAGUAGGAGGGGGGGCCGUCAGCUGCGAGAAGACACACGCCAGAGGCUUGGAGUGGUGA
This is a messenger RNA of Cladophialophora carrionii CBS 160.54, 1356 nucleotides long. RefSeq lists its product as uncharacterized. The record is from RefSeq and is a predicted model, not a curated record. Lineage: Eukaryota; Fungi; Ascomycota; Eurotiomycetes; Chaetothyriales; Herpotrichiellaceae. Gene Ontology annotation, molecular function: iron ion binding; 2 iron, 2 sulfur cluster binding. The transcript has 3 exons. Bases 1 to 1356 code for a protein of 451 amino acids.